Messenger RNA from Agrilus planipennis (emerald ash borer), 1390 nucleotides. It is a transcript of the gene Mtl, whose product is annotated as ras-related C3 botulinum toxin substrate 1. Gene Ontology annotation, biological process: small GTPase-mediated signal transduction. The record is from RefSeq and is a predicted model, not a curated record. The transcript is spliced from 3 exons. Bases 434 to 1021 code for a protein of 195 amino acids. Gene Ontology annotation, molecular function: GTP binding; GTPase activity. NCBI's taxonomy places the organism in Eukaryota, Metazoa, Arthropoda, Insecta, Coleoptera, Buprestidae.
AUUGUCUAUGGAUCAGAAUAAACCAGCAUAAACCAGUGAAGAGCAAUAAAAAGCAGGAAACGUACAACAAACCGUUACGGCUUUGGUUUCAGCUUUUUCCAGUCUGUUCGUUUAAAAAUCACGGUCACUGUUUAGUCAUCGUCAUCAACAGUGAUUUUUCAAUCACCGGUGAUGAAAUACCGGGCAUCACUUGUUUGCGGAUAAUAAUAAGGCACAGUUCAUAGAUAAGGUCAUUUUAAAUAAUAAGUGGUGAGAAUAUUGGUAGUGUAAACUUUUAGUGAAGCCUCACCCAACCUACAUAAUUUUACGAAUUCAUAUAAAUUCCCAACUAGAAGCACUGUAGUAACUGUACAUAUGUGUCCGAAUUUAAUACAUUUUUAUGAGUAGUUGAGAUUGAAAGAUUUGGCAAUUUUUGCGUAGCCUUCGUUUAGAUAUGUCUUCCGGACGUCCCAUAAAAUGUGUUGUUGUUGGUGAUGGUACUGUUGGAAAAACGUGUAUGCUUAUAUCAUAUACAACGGAUAGCUUUCCCGGUGAAUACGUUCCUACAGUAUUUGACAAUUAUUCUGCUCCUAUGGUUGUGGAUGGGAUUUCUGUUAGUUUGGGACUUUGGGAUACUGCAGGGCAGGAAGAUUAUGAUAGACUACGUCCAUUAUCAUAUCCUCAGACUGAUGUUUUCCUAAUAUGCUUUAGUGUUGCUUCACCUUCCUCAUUUGAAAAUGUUACUUCAAAGUGGUAUCCAGAAAUCAAACAUCACUGUCCUGAUGCACCUAUAAUAUUAGUUGGUACAAAAAUUGAUUUACGUGAUGAUCGUGAAACCUUAAAUGCAUUAGCCGAUCAAGGCUUAAGUCCUAUUAAGAGGGAGCAGGGGCAGAAGUUGGCAAACAAGAUUAGGGCAGUUAAGUACAUGGAAUGUUCAGCUCUAACACAAAGGGGGCUUAAACAGGUAUUUGAUGAGGCAGUAAGAGCUGUGCUUAGGCCUGAACCUCAAAAACGUCGUCAGCGUAAGUGUAUUGUAAUGUAAAGUAUAUUGUGGAUGUCACUAACUAAAUUAGUUGACUUUUACUUAAUUCAGUUUUCCAUUAUAUAGCAGAAAAUAUUUCUAACAUUAAAAUUGUAUAAAAUUUUAGUUAAAUUAAGUUGUUUCACUAGGCAGCUAUGGUUGCAAUAAUUUACAUUUAAAUUUUACACCUACAGUUUUAAUGGAAAAACAAAUUAAGUGAAUUUGAUGAAACGAAACAAAAACGUUAAUAAUUGAAAGUCAUUAUAUAUUAAGUAGCAGAAGUAAUUUUACUUCAGUUACAAUAUAUGCUUACUUGCAUUGAUGAGUAGAAGUCACAAAAAUUAAAUUACAUAAAUAAUUGUCACCCUUACUUUUAGGGGCAAUAGGGAA